Molecule: messenger RNA, 423 nt
Organism: Fraxinus pennsylvanica
Lineage: Eukaryota; Viridiplantae; Streptophyta; Magnoliopsida; Lamiales; Oleaceae
Source: the annotation of a GenBank genome assembly
AUGGGGAUUACUAUGAGGGAGAAUGGAAGAAGAAUUUGCAAGAUGGGCAAGGGAGGUAUACACGAAGAAAUGGCAAUGAGUAUAUCGGCUCGUGCUUGGGGGGAUUGUAAUCACGGUUAUGGGGUGAAGCAUUGGGGAUUACUACGAGGGAGAAUAGAAGAAGAAUUUGCAAGAUGGGCAAGGGAGGCAUCGUUGUUAUAUAGUGAUCGCAAUGGAAUGAGGCAAUUUCGGAGGAAUUCUUGUAGUCUUAGUGGGGAAGUGAAGAAGCAGGGACAGAGUAUAACAAAAGAGCAUAAGAAGCAUGCUUCCUUGUCCCUGGAUCUUAAACUCAGUGAUUUCGAUCCUAAAGAGAAGUUCUGGACUAGGUUUCCUCCUCAAGGUUCGAAAAUUACCCCGUCCCAUCAAUCCUUGGAGUUCCGGUGA